Messenger RNA from Acanthamoeba castellanii str. Neff, 366 nucleotides. RefSeq lists its product as uncharacterized. Lineage: Eukaryota; Discosea; Longamoebia; Acanthamoebidae. The transcript has a single exon. The record is from RefSeq and is a predicted model, not a curated record. The coding region runs from base 1 to 366 and encodes 121 amino acids.
AUGCUGUUCGAUCCCAGGGGUACCAAGUGGGUGCUGUAUGGCACCCUUCUCAUCUGGGCUCUGGCCUUCUUCGUCAUCGGUUUCCGAACGGCACACGAUAAGACUGCCACCGAUUUGCAGCACGACAAACGCGACGUCGAACCCAACAUCGACACCGAGGAAGGCGAUGACGAGGAGAAGGAUGACGAGGGGGAUGAUGAUGAUGGAUCUGCGGAUCACGACGAACACGACGAUGAUGAGGAAGACGACAAAGAUCUCGAUGAUGAGGACGAUGUUGACGAACGACGUACGACGAACGAGCGACGGAAGAAAUCAGACACCAAGAACAAGAAGAACAAACUGGCCAAGAGUUAUGCCAGCAUGUAA